Molecule: messenger RNA, 1869 nt
Organism: Tarenaya hassleriana
Lineage: Eukaryota; Viridiplantae; Streptophyta; Magnoliopsida; Brassicales; Cleomaceae
Source: RefSeq, a predicted model, not a curated record
GCCAACGCCGACGCCGACGCCGCUGCGUCUGGCACGGCCACAAUUCCAUGAUCCGUAACUAAAAAACGUUCAAGGCAAAGCACCGACCAAGCCGAACUGAUCUCUCGAAUUUUCAGAGGAAAGGGGGCGAAAAUGGCGUCUUUGCUCGUUUCCUCUCUUCCAUGUCCGAAGCCAUGUCCCAAUCUCCUUCCUUUCACGCCGACAGAAGCAGCUUCAGUCGCCUGUAAACGUCGGGCUUCGGUCGCGGCAGCUUCUCCGAGAGACGAUAACGACGUCGUGGGCGAUUCUUCUCAGAAAUCGACGAGGUUCGUCACGUUUCUCGGAAAAGGUGGCUCUGGAAAGACUACCGCCGCCAUUUUCGCCGCCCAGCAUUACGCAAUGGCUGGGCUUAAUACAUGCUUGGUGGUGCAUAAUCAAGACCCUUCUGCUGAUUACCUUCUAGGAACCAAGAUCGGGACUUCACCUACGUUAUAUAACGACUAUCUUUCUGUGGUUAGGCUGGAAACCACAAAGAUGCUUCUGGAACCUCUAAACCAGCUCACGUCAGAUUCUCGGCUUAAUAUGACCCAAGGGGUUCUUGAAGGGGUGGUAGGAGAAGAGCUAGGAGUGCUUCCUGGGAUGGAUUCCAUCUUACCAAUGUUGGAGCUCGAGAGAUUUGUCGGGUUCAUAAGGCAAGCAACCCGAAAGAACUGCAAAGGGCAAGGCUUUGAUGUGGUAAUAUACGACGGUAUUAGCAGUGAGGACAAUCUCCGGAUGAUAGGUGUUAGCAGUAAAGCAAGGCUAUACUUGAAAUAUUUGAGGAGUUUGGCUGAGAAGACUGACCUCGGAAGACUGGCAGGCCCUUCUAUUAUGAGACUUGUCGACGAGGCUGUGAACAUAACCGGUAACAGGUCUUCUCUCAAUGGUAUGAAAAGUUCGGAGAUAUGGGAUACUUUGGAUCGUUUCUUGGAGAGAGGAGCUUCUGCAGUAAGAGAAUCAUCCAAAGUCGGGUGCUUUCUCGUGAUGAACCCUAACAAUCCCAUGUCUGUGACAUCUGCAUUAAGAUAUUGGGGCUGUACAAUACAAGCUGGUGCUCAUGUUUCUGGGGCUUUCGCUCUUCCUUCUCCUCAUCUCGAUGAUGGGUCGGAGAUUACAGUGAAAGAGGAGUUUUUGCCGCUGCCAUUUGCUUCAGCGUCGGUUCCACAUCCGAGCACUGGUCUGGACUGGAACAAAGUUCUCCUAAACCGGGCUAACUCCGCUGCUCGGGAUCUCCUUUCGAAAACCUUAAGCCAUGGAAGCAGCCUGAUGACGUCAGUGAUGUUUGAUACAUCAAAGAAACAAGUGACCCUUUUCAUGCCUGGGUUUGACAAAUCAGAGAUCAAGCUCUACCAGUACAGUGGGGGAUCCGAGUUAUUGGUGGAAGCAGGAGACCAGAGGCGAGUGAUCCAUCUGCCAUCUCAGAUUCAAGGGAAGGUAGGAGGAGCCAAGUUCAUGGACAGAAGUCUCAUCAUCACAAUGCGGUAAGGAAACAAAAACCACAUUUUCAAGAAAUUAUUCAUCUUUUUAUACAUAAGAGAUUGUAUUUUAUCCCCCAAAAGAAAUAAAAACCAAAGUGAAAUGAGAUCAAGAAGCUAAGCAUUUCGGACGAUCUUCGGAAGAGUAGGCGAGUUUCUCGUUGCCGUGAACACGAGGGCUCUGAUACUUUGGCAAGACAGAGGCCGUGAUAACGAUGCCGCUGAGCAGAGCCAAGCCGAGACCAAGACCGUUGACAAUCAUUGAUUCGGGACAACGUUUUCGGAUGUUCCUGUUGGUCUGUAAGAACGUUAGCUUCUCCAGUAGCCCUGUCUCGGCCGUGGCAACGGCCAGUCCGUACGUAUAGAGGCCGAGAAA